CCUGCUUUUUCCUUUCUAGUGCUGACCAUUCUUGCCAUGUCCAGCUGGAGAUACUCCCAGGCCUUCCCACUGGACACUGUCAACAGAGCAGCAGACUUUAUGGCAACGCUAAGGCUGAUCUACCCCCAUGCAGACACCCUCUGUGAGAAGGACUUUGAGUGGCUCUUUGACUGCCCUAAGAUAAAGCAGUUCCUCGAGUGGUUCUGCAGCACAGUGGGUGAGGAGAACGUGCUGAGCCCAGCUGAGGUGGAGGCCUAUGAUGCCCUGCUGGCUGCAGGAAAGCCCAUCUUGGAGGGUGAUGCCCUUGAGGAGGCAUUGCAGAUGUGCUGCCAGGUCCCACAGCUCCCGAGCAUGAUACCAGAGGACAAGGGUCCCUCUCCAGAGGUCCUGCAGCAGGAGCUUCAGGAGCUGAAGGAUUAUCAUGACCUGCAGUUCCGGCGGAACAGCAAGCUGCUGGCUUGGACAGACAAGCUGCAGCAGGAGCAGAGGUACUUGGAGGACGAGGAGAAAGUGGUGAAGCAGGACUUGAGGAUGGUUCAGAGGGACUUGGAAAUGAAGGUCUUCCAAACCAGAGCUGUCUUGAGCCAGGUCAGCAAGGCUGAAAAGCAGCUGACAGAGUGUCAUGGGAACAUGGGGAAAGGCCAGCAGCCAUCACUGCUGUGCCAGAUGGAUCUUGGCCCUUACAUGGAGCUAGAACAAAAGGCCACUGAUGCGUUUGAAAACUUCAUUCAGCAGGUCCUACCAGGGAGUAUCCAGGCUUCAGAUGCUUGGGAAGCAAGGGCACAGGGAGAGAGCAGCCUGAAGGAAGGGCUGGAGGCUGGGACACAGAUGGGCUCAUACUGGGAAAUAUCAGAGCGAGGAAGAGGAGCUCCUUAUCAAGAAUGCGCAAAGACACCAUGCAAGGUGGCACCAGCAAGUCAGGGAAUGCUGGUCCAAGAAUCAAGGGCAGAGCUGCUAGUGGAGGGGAGCAAUGAGAGGGAGGUGUUGAGUAUGGAGGGUGAGGAGAAAAGAAAUGACAGCCAGGAAGUCACAGAUAAAAUGAACACUAAGAAAACAUCGAUGCCAGAAAGCCUUAGUAGUGAUGAAGAUGAGCUACUGGAGGAUCAAGAUAGCUUCUGGAAGGAGCUGGGCCGAGUAGAGACAGCACAUAUCUGCGCCCAGAGGGAGGUGAUAGUCAUGUCAGCAAAAGUGGAAGGCAACCAUGCCGCGCUGGAGUGGGCCCAGAGGACUCUGGAAGCUCUUGAGGAUAACCAGUACGCAGUCGAGGCGAAGCUCCAGGGCCAGGCUGAGGGGCUUCAGAACCAGAUUCACAUCCUGUGCUUCGACAUCACACACACUCUGGCCCACCACCUACCGCCCCUGCUGAAGGCAGAGGGCCACCGUGCUCACCUGCCCGCCCUGCACAGGCACCUCAGCCUGGAAGCUGCCUGGCUGCAGAACACUGCCAGGAGGCAGGAGGAGGCAGCUGCAUGGGUGUUGGGCCAGCAGAACCGCAUGGAUCUGCUGGAGCUCCAGCUGGAACGGGAGAGGCAGGAGCUGGAACACAAGGCUGCUUGGCUGGGGAAGGUUGAAAACGCCAUGAGGGAAGAAGCCCAGAGCAGGCUGCAGGAGCAGCAGAACUACUUCAAAGAUGCCAGCUCCUCCCAGAAGCAUCGUCCACGCAAGUGGAUAGACCCCAAAGAUGUCACUGCUGCACGGCUCUGGGACAUGCUGAUGCAUGAAGAUCACGAGAAGCAGCCUUUCCGCAGCUAUGAGGCCAUAGCAACCAAGUGUUCCCAGUUGGUUGAGAAGAAGAGGGCACUGGAAGCCCAGUUGGUAGCUCCUAUGCCCCAGAUACCUGCCCUGGAGGCCUCCAUAGAGGUGCUCUACCGGCAGCUGUACAACAGCCACAACCAGCUGCAGCUCUCCUCGCCGGAGAUCACCGAGCUGAUGCAGCAACUGAAGAUCAUGCAGGACAAACUCCACAAAAUGCUGGUAGACCUCUGGAGUGACUUGCAGGUCAAGCGCAGGUCUCUGCAGGAGAACCCCACCCUGCAGACAGAGCGCAACCUUUACGUGUAUUUUUACUGCAAUGAGGAUCGGCUGAGAGAAGAGGUGGAGGAGCUCGAGAAGCAGGCAAGAGCUUCCUCCAAGGGACGCCUGAUGGAGCUGCCCUAUGCAAAGGAGUAG
Pipra filicauda (Wire-tailed manakin) is the source of this 2169-nucleotide messenger RNA. Its product is annotated as HAUS augmin-like complex subunit 3. Gene Ontology annotation, cellular component: mitotic spindle; centrosome; HAUS complex. The record is from RefSeq and is a predicted model, not a curated record. The transcript has 4 exons. Gene Ontology annotation, biological process: spindle assembly; centrosome cycle. The coding region runs from base 37 to 2169 and encodes 710 amino acids. Lineage: Eukaryota; Metazoa; Chordata; Aves; Passeriformes; Pipridae.